Molecule: messenger RNA, 1908 nt
Organism: Psilocybe cubensis
Lineage: Eukaryota; Fungi; Basidiomycota; Agaricomycetes; Agaricales; Agrocybaceae
Exons: 15
Coding region: 1-1908 (635 amino acids)
Biological process (GO): N-terminal peptidyl-glutamic acid acetylation
Cellular component (GO): NatA complex
Molecular function (GO): protein N-terminal-serine acetyltransferase activity; protein-N-terminal-glutamate acetyltransferase activity
Source: RefSeq, a predicted model, not a curated record
AUGCGGCAUUUGCCCCAUGCUAUCCCCAUGACUUCCAGUUCCACAAAUGUGAUUGGCGUAACCACGUUCACCACCCCUGUGCGCCCAGCUCGCCCAAUUGGUACAGUCAAGCUUAAGAAUCAUCAAACACAAGAGAGCGCCCUCUUUCUGGAAGAAGUCGCAUUUACUGCAUAUUACCCUGCAGAAGUUGAUGGCUCCUCGCAAAAAGGUGUUUCAUGGUUCCUUCGGCCGUUGAGGGAGUCACUACAUGGCUUCGCAGCAUUUCUAGGUGCCAGGGAAUGGCUGUUGUGGCCUAUAGUAUACCUCUUUGGAGCUUUUGUAAAGAUACCAGCCUAUCCCAACGCCCCCCUUCUCAGCACUCGACAAACCGAAGAUUUUACCCAGUGGCCAUUGGUCAUCUUUUCCCAUGGGCUUGGGGCCGGAAGAACUGCAUACAGCCAAUACUGUUGCCGCCUGGCUGCCUCUGGUAAAGUCGUCCUUGCGGUCGAGCAUCGAGAUGGUACUGGUACCGUUUGUAUGCGUCGCUCAUGGAAUGCAGAGGGGAAGUCAGAACCCAGAAAAUUGUUUUACCUACGGGAAACAGAUGUACAUUUGGAAGAUACUGAUACAAUAGACACCCAUCCAAUACCCUUACGCGGCCAACAACUGGCGUUUCGCCACCAUGAAAUCUACAUAACCUAUUCGUCAUUUUGUCGUUUCAUCCAACAAGAUUCGACCUUGGAAUUUGACACUAUAGACGGGAGCCCGUAUGCUCAACAUAGGUGGUCGGAAUUGAACAAUGCAGGCCAAAGUCUGAUUCGAUAUGAUAACGAUGUCGUUUUAGCCGGCCAUUCAUUCGGGGGGUGCACUGUGCUUUCUAUACUUUCUACGAGACCUUAUGAUGGAUAUACAUCAAUACCAGUUGAAAGGGCCGUUAUCUUGGAUCCCUGGUUAGAACCGCUUCCUUCUCCUGGCCCUGUUCCGUUGCCAAAUGAUAUUGCCGAUGCUUAUUGCCCAAAACCUGCCGAAAAAACUGUUAAGUCUUCUGAUGAUAUCGUUUCUACCUCCUCGAGUGCAGAUUCUGAGUUCAAAAAACCUCACCCAUCUAUUUUGGUGAUUAACUCGGAAACCUUUACUUUAUGGAAAGAUCAUUAUACGCGGUUGAAAGACGUUAUCGCGGGAUGGGAACCCCAAGGUGAUCGAAUUUUGACUAUAGUUGGCUCUGAACAUGUGUCGUUCUCAGAUUUUCCAGUACUUCCUAUCCUUCGGAAGAAAAAUGCUCGACUAAUACUCGAUACAAUCACACAACUUUCUUUAUCAUUCCUAGGCGGUACCCUGGAAGAAACUCUUCAUGUUGUCCCGACUGUGCCAAUGGAAACCACAGUUAUGGGGCUAAGAAAGGAUGAACUACAUAUUAUUUUCAGUACAAAUUAUUAUUUCAAAUCCUUGACGUCAACUACAACGAUGAACAUCCGAGUAAUGAGAGUGGAAGAUAUGAUGGGGAUGCAGGCGUGCAAUCUGCAGAACCUUCCAGAGAACUACACAAUGAAAUACUACAUGUACCAUGCGAUGACCUGGCCUUCUAUUUCUUAUGUCGCUGAGGACCAUAAAGGGCGAAUUGUUGGAUACAUUUUGGCGAAAAUGGAUGAGGAGUCGUUGGAGCCUGGAAAAGAGCCUCAGGGCCACGUUACGUCGAUAUCCGUUCUGCGCUCCUAUCGAAGAUUAGGAUUGGCGAAGAAACUUAUGUUGCAAUCCCAAGAAGCCAUGUCGAAGGUAUACCGAGCCAGAUACGUCUCACUGCACGUCCGUAAAUCGAACAGAGCAGCGCUUGGGCUGUACAGGGAUACAUUGGGAUUUACAGUGAAGGAUAUUGAAAAAGGAUACUAUGCCGAUGGAGAAGACGCGUACUCCAUGCGUCUGUCGUUGUAA